This is a messenger RNA of Beta vulgaris subsp. vulgaris (sugar beet), 576 nucleotides long. RefSeq names its product outer envelope membrane protein 7. Gene Ontology annotation, cellular component: chloroplast outer membrane. Bases 172 to 387 code for a protein of 71 amino acids. NCBI's taxonomy places the organism in Eukaryota, Viridiplantae, Streptophyta, Magnoliopsida, Caryophyllales, Amaranthaceae. The transcript has a single exon. The record is from RefSeq and is a predicted model, not a curated record.
UGGCGACCCGAUCCAAAGAAAAGACAAAAGCAAUUAAAUAGUAAAAACCAUUUAUCAUUAGAUUCAUAUCAACAAAGAUUAUAAACAAAAGCGAGAGAAAAUUUCAAAACUUGUACUGCACCAAAAAAACUGUAAACUUGUUCAGUUUAGUUUAGAGAGAGAGAGCGAAAGAUGAGAAGAGCAAGAACAAGGGAGGGGUCGCUGAAGCAAGCCGCAAUUGUGAUGAGUGCGCUUGCUUUUGGUUGGUUAGCCAUCGAGCUAGCUUUCAAGCCUUGGCUCGACAAGGCUCGAGCUGCUUUGGACAAAUCUGACCCUGCCUAUGACCCUGACAUCAAUGACGCCGUUUCGCCUGAUACCCAAGCCGCCGGCUCUGCUGAUGAAGACUGAAAUUUGGCUAUCAGCUUCAGCGGUAGGGUUUCUAGUUUCUCUUUUUCGGGCCUUUUCGUUGGCCCUUUUGCAGCUGAUUUAAUUUUUUCCCUUUAAUUUUAAAAUUAUGUGUACUCUGUGACAUUAUUGUCCAAAAUAAUUAAUAUUAGUAGUAUUAGCAAGUUAGAAACCACUUUCUUUUACCUUUUA